AUGUUCUCAGUCGGCCUACCCCUUACGCUUUUCCUCGCUGGAGGUCUUCUGUGCCUCGCUUCAACGACAUCCUUGCCAGAACGCAGCAUUGUCAAGAGAGCUCCAUCGGGUCCCAAAUUGUUUGGCGAUGAUUUCCCCGACCCUGCUGUGAUCAAUUAUGCCAACACGUGGUACUCAUUUGCUACCCAGAAGGCUUACAGUGCCAUUCGAACGCAAGUAGCUUCGUCCUCAGACUUCAACACUUGGCAGCUCGUCAACAACUCGGUUGGCUCUCAGCAUGAUGCUAUGCCCAAUCUUGCGUCUUGGGUCUACUCGCCCAAUCCGAACGUUUGGGCUCCUGACGUGAACUUGUUGAGCUCUGGCAGCUUUAUCAUGUACUACUGUGCCACGACCUCACAGAGCACAUCUCAUCAUUGUGUGGGCGCCGCACACUCUUCGAAUAUCGUUGGACCGUACACCGCGGAUUCGAGCCCACUGAUAUGCAACCUCACCGCAGGAGGAGAUAUAGAUCCUUCGGGUUAUUCAGAAAAUGGUCAGCAGUAUCUGCUUUGGAAAGUCGAUGGUAACUCGCUUGGCAAUAGUGGUCUCUGCGGCAACGACAACGGACAGUAUUCUACUCGCAUCCGCAUCCAGACAGUAGGGUCUGGCGGAGUGACUCUUCAAGGCGGCAUUACCGACCUUCUGGACAACUGCGACUACCUCAAGAACUGUGCCUCAGGCACGACGGACAACGGCAUCGUCGAAGCUCCUUCACUUGCGAAAGUCGGCUCAACAUACGUCCUGUUCUUCAGCUCGGGUUGCUACGCCACUUCGAACUACAGGGUCAACUACGCUACCUCGAGUUCUCUGCUGGGACCAUACACUCGUCACUCGGGGUCUUUGUUUCAGAAUGGCACCUAUGGACUGAACAGCCCUGGUGGUGCUUCAAUCGCUCGUGAUGGACAGCAUUUGGUCUUCCAUGCGAACUAUGGCAGUGGACGAGCGUUAUAUACCGAUGUUAUCUCCGUUUCAGGCACCACUGUAUCUGGGUAG
This is a messenger RNA of Zasmidium cellare ATCC 36951, 1032 nucleotides long. Its product is annotated as glycoside hydrolase family 43 protein. The transcript has 5 exons. Bases 1 to 1032 code for a protein of 343 amino acids. Gene Ontology annotation, biological process: carbohydrate metabolic process. Gene Ontology annotation, molecular function: hydrolase activity, hydrolyzing O-glycosyl compounds. Lineage: Eukaryota; Fungi; Ascomycota; Dothideomycetes; Mycosphaerellales; Mycosphaerellaceae. The record is from RefSeq and is a predicted model, not a curated record.